AUGACUCCAGCUGUAGCAUUCACGGAAGAACAACCAAAACGAUGGGCUGACGACGUUGAAGACAAUGGAGGUACCCCUAUAAAUCAAUCCUAUUCCAUCAUAUCCGAUACAUAUAUUUACCAACGCAUUCAUUUGCUAGAAGAAGCACCCAUCCAUGUCGACAUUAACGAGCAACCACCACCAGCCAAAGUCCAUUUCGAGCAGGACGGCACAAAGGUCCUGACCGAAUACAGGAUUAACGAGGAUGGCAAGCAUGUCAAAGUUACCCUGAGAGUCAAGGUCAGGACCGUAAGGGUGCAUGCUAAUAAGGCUGUUGCUGAGAGGAAGAACUGGAAAAAGUUUGGAGAAGCUCGAGGAACUGCUCCAGGGCCCGACCCAAGUACGACAACAUAUGGAGAGAAGGUCAUGCUCCAGCUGUCUACUUCUGGAAAGCAUCUGGAAGUGACAGAAACAGACGACGGCUUAUCUAAGAUAAAAGCCAAACUCUCAAACACGCGUAUCCUGUGUCGUAUCUGCAAAGGCGACCACUUCACCUCCAAGUGUCCAUUCAAGGACUCUGAAGGUGUAUUCCAAGACAUGGAGAACAAGGAAUCAAAUGACACGAUGCCAAACACACCAACCACACCAGCUGGUGGUGCAGAUGAUGGCAUGAAAUCAGGCAAAUAUGUGCCACCAUCAAUGCGAGCUGGAGCAUCACGAGGAGGAGAGUCUAUGAACUCUCGAAACAGGGACGAUGCAUCGACUAUUCGUAUUACGAAUCUGUCUGAAGAUGCGACGGAAUCGGAUGUCAAGGAUUUGGUGUCGAGGUUUGGUGGGACUAGUCGUGUCUAUGUGGCUCGAGAUCAACGUACUGGCAUGUGCAAAGGGUUUGCUUUUGUCACAUAUUAUGAUAAAGAUAAUGCUGAAAAGGCAAUGGCUUCUUUGAAUGGAUACGGAUAUGAUAAUCUGAUCCUGAGGGUUGAAUGGGCAAAGACAAAUCGAGACUAG
Messenger RNA from Synchytrium microbalum, 987 nucleotides. RefSeq lists its product as uncharacterized. The record is from RefSeq and is a predicted model, not a curated record. Gene Ontology annotation, molecular function: RNA binding; translation initiation factor activity. The coding region runs from base 1 to 987 and encodes 328 amino acids. NCBI's taxonomy places the organism in Eukaryota, Fungi, Chytridiomycota, Chytridiomycetes, Synchytriales, Synchytriaceae. Gene Ontology annotation, cellular component: cytoplasm; eukaryotic translation initiation factor 3 complex. The transcript is spliced from 7 exons.